Astyanax mexicanus (Mexican tetra) is the source of this 867-nucleotide messenger RNA. RefSeq names its product troponin I4b, tandem duplicate 2 (gene tnni4b.2). Gene Ontology annotation, biological process: muscle contraction. Gene Ontology annotation, cellular component: troponin complex. NCBI's taxonomy places the organism in Eukaryota, Metazoa, Chordata, Actinopteri, Characiformes, Acestrorhamphidae. The record is from RefSeq and is a predicted model, not a curated record. The transcript is spliced from 7 exons. The annotation marks the transcript as partial.
GUUUGUCUCAUCUGUCUCAUCUUCUACAACUCCAGACCAAAACCAAAACCCAAGAUCUCAGCGUCACGGCGGCUGUUCCUCAAGACAAAAAUUCUGAAAAAGGCAACCACACUGCUCGCAAACGAGAAGGAGGAGAAACAGAGGGAGAGAGAAAGAGUCUUAAGUGAGAGAGUGCCUCCUCUUCAGCUGUCAGGCCUGUCUGUGCAGGAGCUGCAGACUCUGUGUCGAGAACUCCACCAAAAGAUCGAUGUUGUAGAUGAAGAGAGAUACGACAUUGAAUCCAAAGUGAACAAAAAUGAAAAGGAGCUUGCAGAUCUGAACCAUAAAAUCUUUGAGCUGAAGGGCAAAAUGAAGAGACCUGCGCUGAAGAGGGUGAAGAUUUCCGCUGAUGCCAUGCUGGGUGCUCUACUGGGUGCUAAGGUCAAGGAAUCUGUGGACUUUAAAGCCAACCUCAAAACAGUGAAGAAAGAGGAAGAAAAGAAAGAGGAGGUGACUGACUGGCGUAAGAACGUGGAGGCCAUGUCUGGCAUGGAGGGCAGGAAGAAGCUGUUCGACGCUGGUCAAUAAAAGAUGAUCAUCAUUUCAGCUGCUACAUCAGUGAUGGAUACUGAUGAGAAGAAAUGUUCUGCCUCGGUUUCUGACUCAAUUACAUUGAACUGGAAAUGAAAGAGUGAACCCUUAAUAUAUACACUGAUUUUAAUGUAUAUGUGUGUAUUAUAUAUAUAAAUAUUAAUAACUUAUUUAAUUAUUAAUUAAGAGACAUGCAGAAACCCUGUUUUGUACUCGUGCUGUUAUUUAUUUUCAGUAUUUGAGUCUGUAACUAUUCUGUGAUGUUGAUUUUCUUGAAAAUAAACACAUAUAUUUGAA